CGCUGGGUUUGGUUCAGACCGAUGAUGUCACACCGCUUCGCCGUCUUUGGGAGAAAUCCAUUUCCUGGUUCGCCCUGCUGAGUGGGCGUGGCGUCUGCCCUCCCGACGGACAUGCUGUGUGACGACCUGACUUCCCGGAUUUGACAGUUUCAUUUCGGACUUAUACCAGCACUACAGAGUGAAUAGGAGACGUUGAGGCAAUGAGGAUAACUUAUUCCUGGAGGUUAGUGAAGUUACUCACCGUUUCCGCUGUGCUCGUCCUGUCCGCUCAGAUCUUAGUGAGUAGACUAACACUGAGGAAACAUCCGCCAAAGCCAAAUCCCCUUCCUGUGGAGGAGUACAGGGUAAUAUCCCCUGAAACAUACCAGUAUAUUCUCAAUCAGCCUGCUGUAUGCAAGGACAGAAGCCCCUUCCUGGUUUUUAUGGUCCCAGUUGCCCCUCUAGAGGCUGUAGCGAGGGAUGCCAUCAGGAAAACAUGGGGCGCUUCAGGUCAGGACACCCUGACUCUGUUCUAUGUGGGGCUCCCUGAGGGGGGGCAGGUGUCAAGUAUCCAGGACAAGCUGGAGGAGGAGAGCAGGAAACAUUCAGACAUCAUCCAGAUGAACUUCCAGGACAGUUACCAGAACCUGACAAUUAAGACCAUGGUGAUGAUGAACUGGCUGGCGACCCACUGCCCGAACGCCUCCUAUGCCAUGAAGGUGGACGCUGACAUCUUUGUGAACGUGUUCUACCUCAUCAGACGGCUGAGAAGCUCCCCCAGGCAGGGCUUCAUCACAGGGUCAGUGAUAAGUGAUGGCAGGCCAAGGAGGGACAGUAACAGCAAAUGGCAUGUGUCAGAGGACCUGUACCCCGAGGACAGCUUCCCCCCAUAUGUGUCUGGAGCCGGGUAUGUCUUCUCUGCAGACCUGGCUGCCAGGAUCUCCUGGGCAUCCAGGUUUAUCCGGAUGAUCCCCCUGGAGGACGUGUACGUGGGGUUGUGUUUGCGUGUGCUGGGCGUCCGGCCGGUGUACUCCCGCAGCCUGCUGACCCUCAGGAACCUGUUUGAAGUUGGAAAGUUGGAGUACGACAGGUGCACUUUUGCCAAACAGGUCAUUGUCAACGGGUUUAAGCCAUCACAACUGCUGCACAUUUGGCAGGACUUCUCCAAAGGCCACACUAGCUGCUGACAGCAAAGAUGGCCAAGCAUGAGCGCUUGAAACAAGGUUUCAAAUAAUAAGAAGUAGCCUGUUGUAAAGGAAGGAAAGCCAUUAGACACAGCCAUUAGGGUGCUCAGGUUAAAGGGUGAUGGGGCAGUGGGUUUAGUUGUAAGAAGACAUUAAUUAUCAGGAAAUGGGGCAUUUUACAGAGAUAUAAAAGAAUGUAGUUCUGAAACAAUUUUGUGAAUGAAUCGAUUAGUCAAUCUGCAAACAAUUAAUUGACAACAAUUUUGAUAAUCAAUUAAUCCUUGAAGUCAGUGGUUCCCAUCAUGGGGUCUGGACCCCCCUAGGCAUCGCGAGACAGGAAAUAGACAUUUUUCACAAGACAUUUGACAUGUCACAGUAGGAAAAGCACAUUUGAAAAAAAAAAAAAAAAAAAAAAUCAUAUGAAAGCCUGCUGAAUUCCAUUUAGCUGCUUCAGUUUCAGGGUCCUGGUAUUGUGCAUGCCGGUUCAGUGUAUAGAACAGAGCCAUCAUCAAUGUUAUUAGUAAUACCUGUGCUUUUCCUACUGUGAUAAGUUAAAAUGUCUACAAGAAAAAAAACACACAUUUCUGCUAAACAAAAUUUUCUCUAAUCUUUUUUUUCUGCAAAAUACUGGUUUAAUUAAACUGCUCUUAAUCAUAGACAUGUGCAACCGGUUACAUGGGACUCUUGAGCAAAUUACUUGUUUUUUUUCUGACCAACACUCCAAACCAAAAGAAAACUUGCUGGUUCCAACUUCUCAGAUAUGAGAAUUUGCUGCUUUUCUCUGUUUUACACAAUAUCAUCGCAAAUUGAGUAUCUUUGGGUUUUGGACUGUUGGUUGGAUACGAAUCUGGCAAAUAGUGAUAUAAUUUUUCAUUAAUUUCUGACAUUUUAUAGACUAAACAAUUAAUAAAAAUAUAGAAUAUCAGAAAAAUGUGGAAAAUUGCCAUCAUAGUUUACCAGAGUCCAAUGCUUGUUUUGUCUGACCAACAGUCCAAAACCCAAACACACUCAGGCUACAAUCACAUCAGCAACACCAACAUAUGUUUGUCCAACAUAUGUUUUAUAUUUUAUGUGCACCCGUGAAGCACCUUGUAACUCUGGUUGCAUUAAAUGGAUUUUAGCCCGAGAGGAAGCAACACUCUUGUAGUCCUUUAAAGAGACAAGCUAUUUACUGCAGGCAGUCAAGGUGCUUCAACUUCUUUAUCCAAAGUGCUGGAAAAGUCAUAUUACUUUAACUUCUGGAGGUCUGUCCGAGAGGUGGGCAGAUGACUCUCAUCACUCUCAGAAUUUGCAGUUUACACCAAAGACUGUUUGACAAUCGAUCCAUUUUACUGCCUCGCACUUAUUCCUCAGUUAGUGCCGGAUGGGUUUGGGGUCCACGUGCACAGUAAAUUACAUGGAGCCACAUUACCCAGCAAACAUUAUGUUAAAAAAUAAAGAUAAAAAAUUGACUUGCUACAUUGAACUGCUACUAUAUAAUAUAAAGGGCUUCACAUAAUGUAUACUUUAUAAAAUAACCUGCAUCUUCUUUAUCAGGUUGCUGUGCCUAUUUAUUUAUAGUAUGUAUCUUAUGACAGUGUGCCUAUUUAUGUAUUAGUUGUAGUUACACAUGACAACCAGCUGGUGGCAGUAUGUGCCAGCAGAUGACGUGUAGUUAUGCUUAAUAGUGCAAAUGGAUAUUGCUGGUGAUUCAGUGCCUAAUGCAGUUGGACUGUGGCCUUUAGACAGUGAUAAUUAUGAAGAAAAUAAUUCAUUUUGCUCUCAUAUAGCAUUUAAUUAUAUAUUUUUCAGUAUUUACCAAAAUGCCUCAUCUAUUUUAUACAUCAUCACUGGAUAUUGAAGCUAUAGUUUUUACUGCAUUUUUAUGAGAAAAUAUACUGCAUCCAUUAUGAUUUAUCAGUGUAAUUCAGUCCAUCACCGUGUUGUUACUGCUGCUAUUGUUUUGCUAUUACUACUGCUGCUGCUACCUUGGGAUCACUGGAGAGUUUUAGUUUGUCAUGCUGGCAUAAAUGCUGUUUCCAUCCAGACAAAAUAAAAGUCUUGGGCAAAUAUUGAA
Molecule: messenger RNA, 3219 nt
Organism: Siniperca chuatsi (mandarin fish)
Lineage: Eukaryota; Metazoa; Chordata; Actinopteri; Centrarchiformes; Sinipercidae
Gene: b3galt8
Product: beta-1,3-galactosyltransferase 8
Exons: 1
Coding region: 201-1166 (321 amino acids)
Cellular component (GO): membrane
Molecular function (GO): N-acetyl-beta-D-glucosaminide beta-(1,3)-galactosyltransferase activity
Source: RefSeq, a predicted model, not a curated record